UUAUUAGGCACUUUUUCAAAAGUGGAGACUUCCGUAUGAGAAUCAAACAUAGGAUCAAGCAUUCCCCCUUCAGUGAAUGGAGAUACAGGGUUGCGUAUAUUUCAUCAUAUGCAGCUUUCGUUUUUCUCCUUAUUUCUUUUGUGACUCCCUAUUGGCUACAGUCAUGGCCAAGAAUUCAUACCCCAUUUCUCCGUCUCGGACUAUGGGAAUUUUGUGUUAACGGCUUUGUGCAGCGUCAAGAUCCGAAUAUGAUUUCAUACUAUGGUUGUUGGUGGAUUCUUUCUCCAUAUCUUCAGAAGAUAUACACAGACUUAGUUCCAUUUUGGUUUUUAAUUAUACAGAUCAUGGUGGCGAUAUCUCUUUGUUUGGAAAUCGUAGCAGUUAUCAUUUGAUUGCAUAUAUGUGUAAAAGAAUAAGGCAUGUGGAACGUCAAACUUUCUUUCUAACUCUGAUCACAUUUUGCCACUCUUGCUCAUCAAUUCUUUUGUUCAUUUCUACAACUGUGUUUGGCAUAAAUUAUCAAACAGAAACAUGGAUGCCAUAUCCAACCUUGAAUUGGCCAUCAUGGUCUUAUGGAUUUGCUAUUCUCUCUGGUUUCUCUGCUUUACUUUCAGCUAUUUCAUUCGGUCUAAUUGGUCGAGAAUUGCGUCGUGAUAUUGAAAAUUGGGUUCUAGAAUUUCCAAUGAGUACUAAGGUGAAAACUCGUCGUCGAUGGAAGUUAAUCAAAAGCCAUUGGCCAGAAGAAGUUGUCCCUGUGAAAUCUACACAAGAUGAUAAGUCUACACUUUACCUAGCAGAACAACAAAGUCAAAUGAAUUCCAACUUGGAAGCACCAGCAUCUAUGGAGGAGAAGUUCAGUGAUUACAGUUAUAGUGAAAAUAGUGGGGAUAAUUUAGUACGUAGUGAAAGACAAAUUAAACGUUACCAAAGUAAUGACCAACAAGACUCAGAAAUUUAAGUAGUAUAUUACUUGUUUUUAUUGUACAAACGUUCUCCUUAUUUCUUUAUAACUUCAGUAUUUGGCUGAAAAUAUCUUUUUUAUGACAAGGAGAGACAGAUACAUAAUAUCGAAAACAUUACCAAAUAAAAGUUUUUUCUGCCUUCUUAUGAAUCGGUCCUACAUGAAUGCAUUCCAGACUCAAUCAAAUUUGAGGUAUUUGCC
Heterobilharzia americana is the source of this 1162-nucleotide messenger RNA. Lineage: Eukaryota; Metazoa; Platyhelminthes; Trematoda; Strigeidida; Schistosomatidae. The record is from the annotation of a GenBank genome assembly.